GUACUGGUGUUCCAAUAUAUUAAAUCUAUGAAGAACCUUUCAAAACAAAAUUAUGAGGGUAUCAAUAUCGUUGUCACCAUCUGUCCAAGGUUUUCUUUUAAGUAACGUCACCAUAGCCAAGCCACAGCAUUCUGCACUUCUUCAAGCUGGAUAAUGCAUCAUCGAUUCAGUCCAUCUGCUGUCGUUGUUCCUAAGUUUUUCUUUCUAAACAUUGGACUUUCGGUACAGACGAAUGUAUUUGAAACCACGUUGCAGAUUGAGUCACAAGAAAUACUGGACACAGGAAUUUGCGACGUUGUACAGCUCAAGUCGGGCUAUCCCGUCGAGAAUCAAUUUUCAAUUCCAUCUCACUCGAUCUUUUCACGCUUUUCUAUAUCGCUAGACCGCCACUAUCAUAUAUCGAGAUGCUGAUUAAUGCUCCGCUUUUUCCAUCUAUACCAGACGAGCCAAUGGUGUUAGCUGCAAUCUUACUUACGGGUGGUGAUCAAGCCAUCAUCGACUUUGGUGAUGACAAGAGAGCCACGUAAAAUACAACACAUGACCGCCUGUACGAUAGCAUAUGUCCAUUUUCGCCUUGCUGAGCGACAACAUGCCCUGGGGCCCGAUGCAGGAUUGAGAACGUGACUUGGUCGACAUUUUCACAAACGAAGGUCACUUGCUUGUCUAAAAAUCCGAACAUCGACCACAUACCAUCAUUUGACGCGUCAUUGCCGAAGGCUUACGUAUGUACGUACUUUCAAGCGUACACCGAGAUCGCGGC
Messenger RNA from Plasmopara halstedii, 760 nucleotides. RefSeq lists its product as uncharacterized. The record is from RefSeq and is a predicted model, not a curated record. The transcript has a single exon. The coding region runs from base 154 to 411 and encodes 85 amino acids. NCBI's taxonomy places the organism in Eukaryota, Oomycota, Peronosporomycetes, Peronosporales, Peronosporaceae.